Trypanosoma rangeli is the source of this 478-nucleotide messenger RNA. RefSeq names its product UDP-Gal or UDP-GlcNAc-dependent glycosyltransferase. The record is from RefSeq and is a predicted model, not a curated record. The transcript has a single exon. The annotation marks the transcript as partial. NCBI's taxonomy places the organism in Eukaryota, Euglenozoa, Kinetoplastea, Trypanosomatida, Trypanosomatidae.
AUGCCAAAGCCAAAGUUGUUGACAAUGAAGCGAGAGCUGAAGCGUGAGAGUGUGCUGAGGGUUUUAUUCAUUCUGGCCACUGCUCUGCUGUUUAUCAGGUUUGACACCACCACCGGUGGUGACCCAGCAGGACCGCACAGUCCCGGCAACUCGCGAGCAGUAGCGGCAGAUGACGCGGCGCUCGCCUACAUCCCGCGCAGUGUCGUGGACACGUGGGGCCGGCGGGACUUCCUGAUUGUGCUGGGCAUUCCUUCCACGGAUACGGAGGCGAGGCGGAGGCGUCGCAACCUGCAGCGGUCAACGUGCUGGCGGUUCCCUGGUGUGGCAACGAGGGCGAAUGACUUUAGCGGUGCGAUGUUGGUGCUGUACUUACUUGGGCGUCACCCGGAGCACAGCUACAACUACUCUGCCGCGUUGCAGGAAGAGGCGGCGCAGUGGCACGACGUGGUUGCGCUGCCAAUGAAUGAGGGCCAUGUGA